AUGGAAUCCAGUUGGGCAGUAUCGAUUUAUUUCAUUGGUUUCAUGGUAUUAGAAAUUCCAUCGAAUUUUCUCAUGCGUAUUAUUGGCCCAUCGAAAUUUUUGUCGAUUAUUAUGAUCGUAUGGGGGAUAAUUAUGAUAUCAAUGGCAUUUAUUCAUAAUGCAACUGGUCUACUAAUUACUCGGUUUCUCUUGGGUGCAGCACAGGCUGGUUUUUUCCCAGGAAUUAUAUUUUACUUCUCAUUAUGGUAUAUUCGUAAGCAACAUUCAUUUCGUAUGGCUAUAUUUUACUGCGGAGUUUUACUAUCCGGUGCUUUUGGAGGUAUCUUAGCUUAUGCUAUCAGUCUACUAGAUCAUUUAGCAAAACUUCAAGGAUGGCAAUGGAUUUUUAUUGUUGAGGGAGCACCAAGUAUCCCGUUAGGAAUUGUGACCUAUUUUUUCCUUGGAGAUUUACCCGAAACUGUCCAGUGGUUAACAAAUACCGAAAAAGAGAUAUUAACUAAUCGUCUUCGUGAAGAUCCAGGCUCUUCAUUCAAUUACGAAUCAAUUUUUUCUUGGCAACAAGUUCGUUUUGUAUUCACUGAUUGGAAAAUCUAUCUGUAUAUGUUUAUGUAUGUGGGUAACUCAAUAGCAGCACAUUGUCUGAUUAUUUAUUUACCAACAUUAAUUAAUAAUGGAAUGAAAUUUUCUAAUGCCAAUGCUCAACUGAUGUCUGCACCUCCACAUGUUAUUUCAUGUGUAUCAACACUACUUAUCUCAUUUUCUGCUGGUCGUUUCAAUGAACGUGGAUGGCAUAUGUCUUUGACUUUAUUAAUUGGUAUUAUUGGAUAUAUAUUAUUAAUUACUUUAACAAAAUAUGGUUCGACUGCAUUGUAUAUUGCCACGUGUAUUACUUGCGUCGGAACCUAUUCACCAAUUCCAUUGAUCAUGUCAUGGUUUACUAACAAUAUCGGAGGACAUACAAAACGAGCGGUAGCAACCGCAUUUAUUAUUGGUUUUGGAAAUAUCAGUGGAAUUGUCGUUGGCCAUAUUUAUCGUAAACAAGAAGCUCCAUUCUUCAUUCGUGGUCAUUUGAUAAGUCUUGGUUUUAUGUGUUCCAUUUUGAUGGUUUCAUUAAUAUUAAAAUUACUUCUCUCCAAUGAAAAUCGACGACGAGAUAAUUUGGCACGUGAAGAGUAUGAACAGGAAGUCCGACAAUGUGGAGCAGAACCUAGUGAUUCGCAUCCUGAUUUUCGGUACACUACAUGA
Messenger RNA from Adineta steineri, 1245 nucleotides. The record is from the annotation of a GenBank genome assembly. Lineage: Eukaryota; Metazoa; Rotifera; Eurotatoria; Adinetida; Adinetidae.